GGGGGGCGGGGUGUUCUCAGCCCUCUGAGCUUAGUCACCUGGGCCUCGCUAGGCCCCUGGAAGGGGCAGGGCAAGGCUAGGGCUGCCUGGGCUUCCCCCUCCUCCCCCUCCUCCUUGCCAAAUAUCUUCCCUUCCUCCUCCCUCUCCUCUUCUUCCUCCUGGAGACUGUACAGUCCCUCUGUCCCUGGUUCUGUGACGGCCUCGUCCCUGGAUGUGCUUGGGGCCCUGGGUCCCCCCCCAUCAGGGUCCCCAGGGUUGCAGCAGCAGCAGCAGCAGCUGGGACAUAGCUGACUGGCAGGCCCAGGGCAGGUGAGCCGGAGCCAGGGCCUGAGCUGGGCAGAGGGAGGACAGUGUUCAAUCCCUGGUUCCCCCACUAACCAGUCCCUAGACGUGGAACUUCUACAAGGUGCUCACACAGCACCGCACCACCUGCGUGAACUCACACAAGUGCUCAGACACCCCUGAGCCUAGUUCCUGCAUGUGAGGAAUGGGAGUGACAUCGCAAAUGGCUCUCAGAGAACUGGCACUUGAUGGAUUCUCAAUUCUGUUAGCAAAGAGUGACACCCUUCCUUCUGCGGGGUCCCUGGACUCGCAGAAACCCUCAGGACCCAGCUGUGGGCCCACGGCACCCUUAGGCAAGAAGGGGAAGGUGGCCCUGGCGUGGCCUCCGCUGUCCCGGUCAUGGAAGAAGGACCGCGAGCAGGCUCUGGCCGCAGCUUACAUGCCGGUGGUGGUGGACCUCAGCGGCCAGAACCAGGACAAGCUCACCUUCAAUUUCUACACCUCCCAGUACCCCAACUCCCUGAGCCCCUUCCGCACCAUGCAGAAGCCUACGUGUGGCUACCUGUACCGCCGGGACACGGACCAUACCCGCAAGCGCUUAGACAUGCCUCCUGUUAACGCGAUCCUGUGGCGCUCCUAGCCCCGUGGCAGCCAGAGGCCCUCGCCUGCCCCUCGCCCAGGAUCCCCGGUCCUGGAGGGGAGGGCUGCGCACCCCAGCGGCGGUGGUCCGUGCCCGGGCUGGGACAGCUGUGCCAUGCCCCCUGUCAGCACUGGUAAAGGGGGGGGGUCUCUUCUUGGCAGCAAUUAAAGUUUGUUC
Molecule: messenger RNA, 1099 nt
Organism: Myotis myotis
Lineage: Eukaryota; Metazoa; Chordata; Mammalia; Chiroptera; Vespertilionidae
Gene: CIMIP3
Product: GUCA1A neighbor
Exons: 2
Coding region: 488-922 (144 amino acids)
Source: RefSeq, a predicted model, not a curated record